Leptosia nina is the source of this 1374-nucleotide messenger RNA. Lineage: Eukaryota; Metazoa; Arthropoda; Insecta; Lepidoptera; Pieridae. The record is from the annotation of a GenBank genome assembly.
AUGAGGGAAAUAGUGCAUCUGCAAGCGGGACAGUGCGGUAACCAGAUCGGUUCAAAGUUCUGGGAAAUUAUAUCAGAGGAGCACGGCAUCGACCCGACGGGAGUGUACAAGGGCACCAGCGACCUUCAGCUAGAACGAAUUUCAGUCUACUACAAUGAGGCUUCUUGUGCGACGGCCGAGAAUGGCGGCAAGUACGUCCCCCGCGCCAUCCUCCUCGACCUCGAACCGGGCACGAUGGACGCCGUCCGCUCCAGCGCCUACGGCCAGCUUUUCAGGCCGGAUAACUUCGUCUUUGGCCAAUCAGGCGCCGGCAACAACUGGGCCAAGGGACACUACACAGAGGGCGCCGAGCUCGUCGACGCGGUGCUAGACGUCGUGCGCAAGGAGUGCGAGAACUGCGACUGUCUGCAGGGCUUCCAACUCACACACUCCCUCGGUGGAGGCACGGGCUCCGGCAUGGGCACGCUGCUCAUCUCCAAAAUCAGAGAAGAAUACCCCGACAGAAUCAUGAACACGUACUCGGUCGUCCCCUCGCCCAAAGUGUCAGACACGGUAGUGGAACCCUACAACGCAGUCCUAUCUAUUCACCAGCUCGUAGAAAACACAGACGAAACUUACUGCAUAGACAACGAAGCUCUCUACGACAUCUGCUACAGAACCCUCAAAGUCCCUAACCCGACCUACGGAGAUCUGAAUCACUUGGUAUCGCUCACCAUGUCCGGUGUGACCACCUGCCUCAGGUUCCCCGGUCAGCUGAAUGCGGAUCUCCGAAAGUUGGCCGUCAACAUGGUACCGUUCCCUCGUCUCCACUUCUUCAUGCCAGGAUUCGCGCCUCUCACGUCCCGCGGCAGUCAACAGUACCGCGCCCUCACAGUCCCCGAGCUCACCCAACAGAUGUUCGACGCCAAAAACAUGAUGGCCGCCUGCGAUCCACGCCACGGACGCUACCUCACGGUGGCCGCCAUCUUCCGUGGACGUAUGUCUAUGAAGGAGGUCGAUGAACAGAUGCUGUCGAUACAGAAUAAGAACAGCAGCUUCUUCGUAGAGUGGAUCCCGAACAACGUCAAGACUGCUGUGUGCGAUAUUCCUCCCAAAGGUCUGAAGAUGUCUUCCACCUUUAUCGGAAACACGACCGCCAUCCAGGAGCUGUUCAAGCGCAUUUCGGAGCAGUUCACGGCUAUGUUCAGACGCAAGGCUUUCUUGCAUUGGUACACCGGCGAGGGCAUGGACGAGAUGGAAUUCAACGAAGCGGAGAGUAACGUCAACGAUCUGGUGUCUGAAUACCAACAGUACCAGGAGGCCACGGCCGAAGAUGACACGGAGUUCGACCAGGAAGACAUGGAGGAAUUGGCGCAGGACGAUCAUCACGAUUAG